CGUUCUUGAUUACUAAUUAAAUUUAUUAUCUCUUUUGGGAUUACAAGAAUUUCACAUUUUUCGUUUUAUUAUCUCUUUUAGGAAUAUAACUUAUUAUCUCUUUUGGGUUUACUCAGUUUAUUAUCUCUUUUGGGGCCAAGCGAUUUAUUUACUAUACUCACAAUUAAAUUUGAUAAUAUAUCCAUUUAAAUCAGAAAGAGAUUAUUUAUUCUUUUCUUUACUGUUGUUGAUUAUCAAACUUCAAAAACAAUGUUUAUGUAAUAAUCAGUUAUCAAUCAUUGGAGUUCCUGAAUCAUUCAUUUGAUUUAGUCUACUAUGUCUGAAUAAAUUCUUUCGUGCCAACAAUCUGUUCUCAUUUCUGUUGAAUGUAGAAUUAGAUGGUAGUGACCAUGGUUCAAUAUCACUAUUUGAUAAAGGAGAUCUUGUGAAAUAGCACAACUUAAAAGAUUCAUAGUAUCUUGCUCUUAAUAUUUUUAUUUGAUUUUUUUGUUGAAUACAGUCAACCAUAUACCAUAGUUAUCAUCCAUAUAUUUAUGAAAACGAAUUUUUCUUUAGCAACAAACUAUUCAACGUUUAUGUUAUCUUCGUCAACAACAAUUAGAAAAAGUUGAAGAAAUGAUAAAGUUAGAAGUACGAAUUCUUUGUAGAAUCUUACCUAAAUCUAUGAAUGAAUUAGACCAAUUAAUUCUAUCUAAUCAAUUACCCCCAUGUAAUACAAAUUCUCCCAACGACAACAGCAAUUUCCUUUAUGAAAUGAUCAAGAGACAUCAAAAAUGGAUACAGGAUUAUAAACGUCAAAUUCUUGCUAAAAAUUUGGAAGAAUAUGAAUCGGCCAUCAAAAUGAAUUUUUAUAUCAAGAAGAAUUAUUCAAUUUUGAAUUUCAAUUAUCUAAUGAAGAAAAUGAUCAAAACCAGUAAUAAUUUGAUGAAUUGCCUCUAUAAUUAUUUAAAUUGUCAAACGAUGAAUAAAAUACGUGAAAUACGUUUUAAUGAAACUAUUUUUCGUUAUAAAUUAUUACAUCCUUGUCAUCGUCGAUCAUCACUGACAAGUUAUAAUAAUACAAUUAGUAUUUAUCCAGAAGCUAUUAUUGAAAUAUUCGAAAAACUAUUUACUAAGAAAGAAUUAGAUUUACUUUCAUUAUUAGGAAGACCCAAUUAUAUUAGACUUAAUCAAAUUUCUGUUAAGAAAAAGAAAAAUAUUCAACAUCAACAUAGCACAAUUAUGGAUAAACUUGCCUCUGAUCUUUAUCGUCAUCAUGGUUUACCAACAAGAGUAUCCAUUCUGAAAAAAUUUAGUGAUCAACUUGAAGUAAUUUUUAAUCAAUAA
Messenger RNA from Didymodactylos carnosus, 1326 nucleotides. The record is from the annotation of a GenBank genome assembly. Lineage: Eukaryota; Metazoa; Rotifera; Eurotatoria; Philodinida; Philodinidae.